GAGUGUAGGUCCACACAGCUAAGAGAACAGGCUGAUACGGCUCAACUGAGACAUUCACCUGAAGGGAACACACACACACACAGAGACAAACACACAUUUCAGGAUGGCUGCUCCUCGUAUGGUUCUCUCCAUGUUUGUGCUGAUGCUGGCUGCCAUCACUCUGAGCGAAGGUUUGCGUGGUACUGGCCCAAAGAAGUGCUGCUUUCAUUUCAACAAGAACUCCAUACCUCAGGAAAGAGUGGUGGGCUACAUGAAGACCAGCCAGCGGUGCUCAAAACCAGCAGUCCUGUUGACGACAGUAGCAGGUCGCCAGAUGUGUGCCAAACCUUCAGCAACCUGGGUAAAGGAGCUCAUCAGCCACCUGGAUACCAAAUCCAAGCCAGGAGACGUGUCCAACCUGUAACCAUGGCCACACCAAACCCACUAGAAGAGUCAAAAAAUCUGGGUACUUAAUGUGUUUUGAUGUGUUUUUUUAAACCAUUAGAUACUAUCUACUACGAAUAUUACAGACAAUAUUCACUGUGAAAGACCAACGUCUCCCAGCUACACAUGGUGGCAUCAGUAGACUAUAAGCUAUGGGCUACACCACUGUUUCUACACUGCACCACUGUGAACUCUUUGCCUUGUUUUUAAAGUGACUUGAGUGUUACUCAAGUUACAGAUAAGUUACCAAACUUGACAAGACAAAAAAUAUAUUUAUUACGGUAUGUUUCUGCUGCAAUUUGGACUCUCGUAUUAAAGCAAGAAAAAGUGAU
Molecule: messenger RNA, 755 nt
Organism: Scophthalmus maximus (turbot)
Lineage: Eukaryota; Metazoa; Chordata; Actinopteri; Pleuronectiformes; Scophthalmidae
Product: monocyte chemotactic protein 1B
Exons: 3
Coding region: 104-403 (99 amino acids)
Biological process (GO): positive regulation of ERK1 and ERK2 cascade; positive regulation of GTPase activity; neutrophil chemotaxis
Cellular component (GO): extracellular region
Molecular function (GO): CCR chemokine receptor binding; chemokine activity
Source: RefSeq, a predicted model, not a curated record